UCGCUUAAAAACCAAAAAACCCUCAGAAAAUCUGAGUCAAAACUCUCCUUCACUCUUCACUCUUCACUCUCUUUUUCUGAAAUCAUCAAUGGUGUUUUCUGCUGUAACCGACUCAUUUCCACCGUCAAAUCAAGAAUCAUCUGCGGUGGCGCCGCCGCCGAAAUCGUUUGCUGUAAAAUCCGAGGUUACCAAUUCGCUGCCGACUGAAAUGGUUGCUGUAAAACCUGAGGCUGCUGGGGAAUCGCUUGCGAUUGUGCAGAAAUGGCCGGGUUGGCCUGGAGACAACGUUUUCCGUCUAGUUGUGCCACUUGUGAAAGUUGGUAGUAUAAUUGGGCGUAAGGGAGAACUUGUAAAGAGGAUGUGUGAUGAGACUGGCGCCCGCAUUCGUGUCUUGGAAGGCCCUCUUGGCAAUGCUGAUCGAAUCGUCCUAAUAUCUGGAAGAGAAGAUCCAGAUGCACAAGUAUCUCCGGCAAUGAAUGCUGCUUUUAGAAUAUUCAAGCGUGUUGCUGGACUAAACGAUGAUGAUCCAGGAGCAGCAGCUGCUGGUGUUGCAUUUUGCUCUUCAAGGUUACUGGUGGCUUCUUCACAAGCUAUUCACUUGAUCGGGAAACAUGGUUCUACGAUCAAGUCAAUCCAGGAAAGAUCUGGUGCCUCGCUGCGAGUGUUAUCUGAGGAUGAUGUGGCCCCUUAUGCCACUGCGGAUGAAAGGAUUGUUGAAAUUCAUGGAGAAGGUUUGAAGGUGCUUGAUGCUUUUGAGGCGGUUGUUGGACUACUGAGAAAGUUUUUGGUUGAUCAUAGUAUGAUACCUAUAUUUGAAAAGACGUGCAAUGCAAAUAUCUCUCAAGAUCGGCUAGCGGAGUCCUGGGCUGAUAAAUCACAGUCCUCAAAGUUCCAGCCUUCUGUUCCUGCACCUGCAUCCCAAGCUGCAGCAGUUUCUGAUUAUUCCUUUUCCAUGAACCGAGACAUUUACUUACUUGAUCACGAAACUCCCAUGGACUCUACACUAUCACGAUAUGGACAGGCUACUGGACUUGGUGGCAUACGUGCUUCUGUGGCUGGCCGAGCUGGUCCUAUAGUAACACAGAUAACAAAGGUUAUGCAAGUACCGCUGGCGUAUGCUGAGGACAUCAUUGGUGUUGGUGGAGGCAAUAUAGCAUAUAUUCGCCGAACAAGUAGGGCGGCUCUCACUGUGCAAGAGAGCAGAGUACCUGAGGAAAUAACUAUAGAGAUUAAGGGUACCUCAUCAGAAGUUCAAACAGCUGAACAGCUUAUUCAGGAGUUCAUUAACAACCACAAAGAGCCAGCCCCGAGAAUGUAUGGGAUGCGUGAGCCUGGAUUUGGUUCUUUUUCACGUUACGGUGACCCCUAUUCAUCAUCUUCAUUUGACUCUCAGCAUUUUGAGGGGUAUGGAUCUUCUAGUUUAGGAGGAUACAACAGGUAUAGAUACUAAGCGCAGUAGCCUUCUGGAAUAGUUGCUGGGAAAAGUUCUCUUUUACAACUCGUGGAAACCUUAUUUUAAGAUGGAUUCAUGUAUGUAAUUAACUUCUGUUCAAAUUUUAUAGAAACGUUAGUAUUGAAACUUA
Messenger RNA from Solanum dulcamara, 1583 nucleotides. Its product is annotated as RNA-binding KH domain-containing protein PEPPER-like. Gene Ontology annotation, molecular function: mRNA binding. NCBI's taxonomy places the organism in Eukaryota, Viridiplantae, Streptophyta, Magnoliopsida, Solanales, Solanaceae. The record is from RefSeq and is a predicted model, not a curated record. The transcript is spliced from 6 exons. Gene Ontology annotation, cellular component: nucleus; cytoplasm. Gene Ontology annotation, biological process: regulation of gene expression. The coding region runs from base 89 to 1450 and encodes 453 amino acids.